UGCUCUAGGACGCAUUCGAGUUCUUUUAGUACCAGUUCACCCAAUAAAAGCUUCAGUUUUUCAAAAGCAUGUUGAGUUGGUCAAAAAAUUUGGCGUAGUUAAAUUAGGGGAUGUAACUCCCGAUAUGCGAGGUGUUCAAAAAACAAUGUUUAGUGCACAGGCCUUUCAUGAGGGACAACUCCACUUCAACUUUGCCACGCGUUACGAAACUGAGCACGCGUACCUUGAAGAAUUUCAAUUGCAUCGCAAAAUAUUCGGGGUAAUCGGUAUUAUGGAUUGCCAAGAAUGGUCAAAUCUACCUGACGGUUACAGUAAAUUUAGCGAAAUACUCAAAACUUAUCCAACUGCCAUAGCCCAUCGUUGUUUUGCAUUUAAUCCUGCAGAAACUCAACCGGAUGAUACGAAAGGCUUGAUAAUGAUACCAAAUGUUGGGAAUAUGGGAUUUUAUAUGAGUACAAUGAUUUGUGAUUUUGCUAGUGAUAUAUUGACAGAAUUUGGCAAUGUGGCGGCAGCAAUUGAGAAAAAAUCGAUAAUUGAUUCACCUAAAAUUCCAUCAUCAAAUUCACAAAAUUCACUUCCUACACCACAAACGCGGCAUACUUUACCUAUCACCACUACAUCCUACCUAGUUCCCGAACUAAAGGCCCCACCUCAACUCCCGUUGACACCUCCAUCCACUGCCAUGACUACCGCAGCUAUGGGUGGUACAACGCCAGGAGUUAAUACAAAAGACAAUCUUUAUCAUUCACGUACUUUUUCGUCCACUUCAUUGGCAAAUUUUGCUAGUCAGGCAGCGAUGGUACCUAGCAGCGUAGCUGAUUUGAAAUUAAAGAGGAGGACGCCUGGACGAGUUCAGAAAUUGAUUGCCGAUUUAUAUUUGAUGUCUGGGAGGCUACCGGAUGCUGUGACGCAUUAUUAUAAUGCAAUUGAUACCACAAGAAAUAAUUCUGAUUAUCUAUGGCAAGCGGCUGCUAUAGAAGGAUUAUGUGUAGCAUUAAUCCUGUUAGCAUAUUUACAUGCAGACAUUGGGCCACAAGUUCUUCAAGCUCCACCUUCACCAAACACGAAUCCACCUUCAAGUCCAUCAUCACCAAUCGUGCCAAAGCCACUUUGGGCUGACAUUACUGAAAAAUACUUGAACGUGAUCACUUUAUAUGCGAAAACGUCCAAUUCAGCUUACAAUCAAGUUCCCCCAUUAGUAUACACAGAAUCAUGUUUAAAGCUCGCAAAAAUGUUAUCCAACAUUUGGAUAGUAGGUCAAUGGGGAGAUGACGCCUUGAAAUUAAUCGUGCAUGGUGGUCCACCCCCAGAAAAAGGGUUAAGCGAAAAAUGGGGUCUUAGUCAAGUUAGUGGUGUUACCAGAGUAGAAAUUGCACAAUGGGCAAUGAAGGGAUAUGGAGCAUUUGUGGAAGAAAUGAGCAUCACAGAGCAGAUAUAUAUUGCAACUACAAUGGCAUCAAUUUUCUCAACAAUCAAUUUUCGUCGAAAACAUGCGUUUUUCCUGCGCCAAACUGCUUUGUUGAUUGUACCGCUUCUUGCUAAACCUCCAAAUUCACCUUCUCCCCCAACAAAUUUAUUGCUUGAAGGAGGAGAUGCUGGUAUAUUGUCUUGCAUUGCAAAAUUUACAGAUAUAUAUGGAGUCGGAGAUGAUGUCAAGCUAGAAAAAUCAAGCGCGUCGCCAAUGCUCGACGAUGAACCAUUGCUAAAUUUCGGAUGGCCUGAAAUACAAAUAGAUGUUCUAAAAGAUGCGAUAUCAUUGUCUGAGGCAAUACCAGAUUUGUCUUCUUCUAUUAAAUAUACCACUAGGCUUCUGCGCAAACUAUUUUUGCACUUGCCAAAAGAAGAGCAACAUCGUCUAACAAUUUCAUUGCCUCGAAUUGUCGCUUCAGCUAAAAAACAAGGAUUGGAGAUGGAUAUAAAGUAUUGGGGUAUGAAUAUUGUUCGGGGGAUAGAAGUAUGUCGACCAACUUCUCGAAAAAUUCCCUAUCCACAUUCUAAGAAAUUAUUUUCCACAAGCGAGGAGCCGAUAGAGACGGUCGAUACGAUAUUUAUAUAUAAUCCGAGGGGCAAAAAAAUACCAGAAACAGUCCAGACUCAUCUUGUUGCCAACGAAACAGCUUAUUUUAUGGUUACCCUCGCAAAUCCUUUCGCUGUGGAUUUAGAAAUACAAAGUAUUUCUAUAAGUACGAAUGGCAUAAAUUUUAAGCCUAAUAUCAUGUCCACUUCUAUACCUGCGAAUACAUCCGUAACACUUCGAUUGUCAGGAACUCCGAAAGAAGCUGGAGAGUUGGUAAUUCGAGGAUGUAAGAUUAAAGUUUAUGGAUGCUCCGAACAAGAAUUUUGUAUUAAAUUAUAUCUGUUCGAAAUUCUUUCUAGUGGGUUGGCCGUCAUUGAUCACCAUCGACGAGUAGAUUCACAAUGUAGCACUUCCUCAACCGCCACUACAACUUCCACAGCAUUAACAACACCAACACAAGGCGAACACGAUUUGGAUUUCCUAAAAGUGGAAAUAAUUUCGGAUCAGCCAUUAAUAAAAAUAAAGUCUACGUCGUUAAUGCAUAGUGCAAUAAUGCUUUUUGAAGGAGAAAAAACAGAAAUGACCAUUAAACUAGAAAAUAUUGGCAAAACUCCAGUUGAUUUUAUAAAUCUGUCAUUUCAUGAUUCUACUAUUGAAAAAGCGCAAGCCAUUCUAAGUUCGCCUGAUUUGCCCGCAGAAGAGGCAUACGAAAUGGAGUUAUAUGCGUAUCGACAACCUGUAUUUUCUUGGGAACAGACGGAACGUAAAGUGAAUCUACUGUCCAAUAAUGAACUGAUCUUGAACAUAAAUGUCUUUGGCAAGCGUGGAUGUACAUAUGGCACAAUACAAAUCGAUUAUGGAUACAUUGAUCGACCUGAUUCUGUUUCUGAGGAUAUUUUCUAUACGCGACAAGUAUUCUAUCCAGUUCUCCUUACAGUCCAUCAACAUCUCGAACCCCUAACGAUGGAUAUUAUGAACUUCAAACCAAUCGUCAAUAAUGGCUCAUCAAUAAUAAACAAUAAUAAUGGUCAUAUUGAUAAAUCAGAUCAAAAGCAAAUUGAGGAAUUAUUAAAGAUUACACGAUUUAAUGAAAAAUCCGAAUUAGAGCUCGAUAAUGAAUAUUGCUUACUUACUUUUGAUAUUCGAAAUGUUUGGCAUAUACCAUUUGAUGUUAUUUUUUCUGUUGAUGAAGUGGACACGCCGAGUCAAGUAAAUGUAUCAACAUCUAUACAACCUUCGGCGACAACGCGAAUUAUUUUACCCAUCAAACGAAUUACAUUGACUGAAAGUGAAAUCAUGAAACCUAUCCCGUCAUUGUUUGACAAACAAUUUGUAGUUUCAAAAGAGCCGAAAGGGACCAAAGAACAAGAAAGAUUACUUUUAUCACUAUUUUGGUAUCGCGAGUUUUUAUUAAAAAAAAUCACCGCUACUUGGGAAUACCCAAUAGGUAAUCAAAAGGGAACAAUUGACAUACGCUCACUACGUCUCAAUAAGUCUAUGUUGAAUAUUUUACGAAUCAAUGAAAUUUCCUUCUUUGUUGAAAUACAAGAGGCUCCUCAUGUAGUAAAGUUAUCACUUAAUCGAUUCAGAUGUCCGGUCAAUGAGUUUGUUCAUAUCCGAUUCGUUGUGCAUAAUAGGCAAGAAAAACAAGCAAAACUUUGUAUCAGAAUUCAACCAGUACUGAGUUACAGUGAUGGUUUAAUGGAAUAUGAUUUGUCGGGACGUUUAGUGUGGAAUGGAUUACUACAAACACCAUUGCCAAAGAUUGACGCGAAAUCCUCGACAAUAUACACACUUCCGGUGUGCUUCUUCUCACGUGGAGAUUUUCAAUUUUUAUAUCAUUGCGAGGAUAUCCUUACACGAACUUUGUAUUUCGAUUCACAACCAUUAUUAGUGGAGGCGGUUGAUAAACAACAAUAA
Molecule: messenger RNA, 3937 nt
Organism: Ambispora gerdemannii
Lineage: Eukaryota; Fungi; Glomeromycota; Glomeromycetes; Archaeosporales; Ambisporaceae
Source: the annotation of a GenBank genome assembly